Aethina tumida (small hive beetle) is the source of this 2013-nucleotide messenger RNA. RefSeq names its product MFS-type transporter SLC18B1. The transcript is spliced from 8 exons. The record is from RefSeq and is a predicted model, not a curated record. Gene Ontology annotation, molecular function: transmembrane transporter activity. Lineage: Eukaryota; Metazoa; Arthropoda; Insecta; Coleoptera; Nitidulidae. The coding region runs from base 244 to 1764 and encodes 506 amino acids. Gene Ontology annotation, biological process: transmembrane transport.
CCGAUACAAAUGGUCGCAAAACCAUCGAUGCCUUCAGAGAGUCGUGGUCGCGUGCAAUAUGAUAAAUAGGAAAUUCUUCUACAACAACUAUUUAAUCUUCAUGCAACUGUCGAAUUUCUACGCGAUUUUUUAGCAGAGCACCAGUGUCGAUUCUUGAAUCGGAUAAGUAAAAAGUGCUUAUAAAAAGACUGCAUCGAUUUUUGUACGUACUGUGCAGUGAGGCAAUUUGUCUAGUCAGUUAACAUGGUCCAGUUUACCAAAAGACAGUGGUCGACUCUAAUUGUAAUUAGUAUUGCGGACUUUUGCAAUGCUAUUUGUGUGUCACUGCAGGCGCCUUUUUAUCCACAAGAGGCGGAAAGGAAGCAUUGUACGGCCACCGAGUAUGGUUUGGUGUUCGGCAUUUUCGAAUUCAUAGUAUUCCUUAUAAGCCCAAUAUAUGGGCAGCACUUAAAUAAGAUAGGCCUCAAGCUUACAUUUAAUGCAGGUAUUUACACAACAGGGAUAUGUGCCGUCUUAUUCGGGCUUCUAGACAAAGUGGAAGGUCAUUAUCCGUUUAUUAUCUUAAGCUUUAUUAUAAGGAUAGUUGAAGCAAUGGGAAACGCCGCCUUUCUCACUGCCAGCUUUGCUAUCAUAGCCAAAGAGUUUCCAAACAAUGUAGCCACCAUGUUUGCAUCUCUGGAAACGUUCUUCGGACUUGGUUUAAUUGUUGGUCCAACAGUAGGUGGUGCUUUGUUCCAGUUAGGAGGGUACACUUUGCCUUUUGCUGUCAUGGGUUCAGCUUUGUUCAUGUCAGCAAUUUUAACUGCUCUAGUUUUACCAAAACAUGAAGAUGGAACAGACAAAGAAAAAGGACCUUCAAUGUUGAAGGUCCUCAAAAUCCCAGGGGUGCUGUUGGCGUCGAGCAGCAUAAUAGUAACGAGUAUGUCGAUAGGUUUCCUCCAGGCCACCCUCGAACCCCAUCUGAGACAGUUCAGCCUUCCCCCCAUUGUGCUUGGUCUGAUGUUCGUCAUAAACGGCGGCACUUACGCACUUACAGCCCCCGCUUUCGGUUGGCUGUGCGACACCUGUUGCUCCCCGAAAGCCGUCACCAUUUUUGGAACGAUCCUCACCGCUUUCGGCUUCGGAUUGGUCGGACCGGCGCCCUUCUUGCCAAUACCGACAAUUUUAUGGGUCUCCAUACUUGGAUUGGUAUUUCACGGAUUAGGCAUGGCUGCACAGUUGGUGUCUUCAUUCAGCGAUGCUCUCAAAACCAGUGUGGCCCACGGUUUUCCUAACAAUCUGGAAACUUACGGCUUGAUAUCGGGACUGUGGACCAGCACUUUUGCCCUGGGAGCCUUCAUAGGGCCGUCAAUCAGUGGGAUACUGUACGAUAACAUAGGCUUCAGGAAUGCCUCGAUGUUCAUAGUCGUCACACAUUUAUUAGUCGGUUUUAUCAUAUCGCUGUUCGUGAUUUGCAACAAGCGACCACCAACUUAUGUGGAACUCAAGGACGAGAAGACAGCUAACGGAGAUGUUGAUACCGGUGUCAGGACGGCACAAAAUAGUGUCACUGAAAGCAUGAAAAGCAUCCGUUCUGUUGGCAAUGGCAUCUCGAUAGAAAAGAGUCGACCACCUGGUAUGAACAGCCUGAUCGCUUGCAACAGCUACAAAAGCCAGGCCUGGCCAACAAGGGAUGCCAGCAGUUUAACUUUGGGACCAUACAGUUACAGUUAUGGAACUGUAGAUAGAAGGCCCACUACUUCGUACCUCCAAGGAGUUGCAUAACAUUUAUAGACUUGUUUUAAGUAUCAUUUUUACGAUAGAUCAUAAUAACUAAGUUCAGGAUUGUUCGUUCAUCUGUCAGCUGUUUUUACUUGUGAUAUUAAUGAAUUUUUUAUAGAGAAACUUUGAAUCUGUUUUUUGUCGCCAAUCAAAAGUUACUACACAUUUUAAGCGCACAACUAUUUUAUAUUUAUGUAAAUUUUAUUUAUAGUUUUAUUGUAAUGUUAAGUUUUAAAUAAAAUUACAACGAAA